GGGCCGCCCCGCGGUUGCCAUGGUUACCGCGCACCCGGAAGUGCCGUGAGGGGGAGGCCGCGGCCGCCCCGGCCCCCCCCUGAGGCCGCCCCCGGCCAUGGCCCGAGGGGCAGGAGAGGCGGCCGCGGAGGGGCAGCUGGGAGAUGACAGCCUGUCCGUGAUAACCUGUGAAUCAGAUGCAGAAAUGAGGUUAAAGAAGAGAAUUUUUCACAAGCCUCCGAAGUCACCAAAGUCUCCGUACAGCUCUAGCACACAACUGUAUCCUAAAAAAACUGCCGUUUGGAGAUCUCUGCAGGGAACAGGCAGUGCAUGUUUUGAGAAUGCAGCUGUAAAAAACCCAAGGCAGAUGUGGCUGGGAUCACUGAAACAAGGAGUGAGCCACCCCCUGAAAUCAGAUGUUGACGUGGGGCAUGCGCGAUCUAGUGUUUCUAGUAGCACUCCGGAGUAUUUGAAGGAAGCUCUAGGAAUGAAGAAGCCAAAACACUCCCGUUCUUCUAGUAAUGGCUACAUUCCUGGAACUCCUGACUACAAAGAAAAAGAAGAUAUGUAUGAUGAAAUAAUAGAACUUAAAAAGACAAUACAAGCUCAGAAAAAUGAAGGAGAUCGAAUGAAAACUAAGCUCCGUCGACUAGAAGAAGAGAAUAACAGAAAGGAUAAACGGAUUGAGCAACUGUUGGAUCCUUCCAAGUGCUCUGAGCUGGCACGAGCUUUGUCAGAAAAGAAGUCUGACAAUGGAUGGGUGGUUAGUGGAUUAAAGCAGAAGGUUCUCAAGCUAGAACAACAGUGCAAGGAGAAAGACAAUGCUAUCAACAAAUUCCAGUCAGACCUGAAGACCAAUAAUUUGGAAGAAAUGAGGAUAGCUAUGGAAACCUACUAUGAAGAGGUUCACCGUCUCCAAGUCCUCCUGGCAAAAUCUGAAACUAUGAGGAAAAAUAUAGAGAGCAAAGAUACCCAAAAACGACUAAAGGCAUUGAACGCUGCUGUCCUGAGAUUAUCCCGGAACAUCAAAGAAUUACAGAAUGAGAAUCGGAGUCUGAAAGAAGAUCUCGAUCACGUAGUGAGCACUUCUCUUGCAUCCAAUAUAACAAAAAAUUACAGUGAAUGGAGCAAGCAGAGGCUGAUGAGGCGGAUUAUGGAACUAGAAAAGAAACUAGGUGCCAUGGAGAACACCCGGGUGUCACCAGCAGAUAGCGAGUCAUCACAGUUACUUGCUGUGUCAUCUUCACCUUCUGCAGACCUGGAUCAUCCAGCCUCUCAACAGGUAGACCACGUUAAAGAAUGUCAUCACCUCCGAGGGCUGGUGAAGAAACUGAAGAGUGAUAGGAGAGCACUUCAAAAUCUCCUACUUAGUAAAGAAUUAGAUAUCAAGCAGUUGCUGCAGGCAAAGGCUGAAGUGGAGUUGGAGCUGCAGAAGUGGCAGAAUAAGAAAGAAGAAAAAAGUAUGGAAGAACAGACUUCAAGUGAGGAAAUCCAGAUCCUUACACAGAAAGUUGGGAAAUCAGAGGCAACACUGGAGGAAGAGAAGAGUGAAAUGGCAGAAGAUACAAUGGAAAAGCUUGAUAAGUCCUCACCAGUCUGCACGGUUAAAGGCGAAGAAGAUCACAGGAAGGAACAAGCAGCCAAAUGCAUUCAGAGGUCGUGGAAGUUGUACCAAAACAAGAAAGAAGAAAUUGUUCUGGAUGAGGCGGUUGUUGUGCUUCAGGCAGCUUUCAGAGGACAUUUAGCUCGACAGAAACUGUUACUGAGUAGUGGGAUGCAUGAUGCAAAACCUCACAACAGGCAUAGCCUUGGAAAAACGAACUCCUGUAUGUCUCGUGUGUCAAACUCUUUGAGCUCAUCUUCUGACUGGGAGGAAAAAGAGGAGACUGUGACAUUCAUCCAGUCCAUUUUCAGGGCUCACUUAGCACGUGCAGUACUGCUUGAGGAGAGACCCUCUGUGUCCAGUGCAACAACUGAGAAAGCAGAUUCUGCUGUCUGUGUUACAGAGAAGAAGCCAGUCUCAGCAGCACUCCAGAGAACUCCUUCAGUCAUCAUGUCACCUCUUCUUGCCAGGUCUUCUGAGAAGCAAUCGCAGCCCACUCUCUCCCUGUCUGUGGAUGAAGCUCACUCAGAUGAUUCAGAUGAUAUUGUCAUCGUUUCUCCAUUGUUACAGAUGAAGAAAAACCCCACCCACUUUUGUAAUGGGCCCCGAUGAUCUUGAAUUAUUUGAUUCACAAACAAAAAUAUUUCCAAGAAGGUAAAGCAUAUCAAAGAUGAAAAGGAGGAGUGUUAGCCUACAGUUGUCAUUAUUUCAGAUGUAAAUGAAUAAUUGUUUGAUACGUCUGACUACAUGGCUAAAAGCUGCUGACUGACCGUUAUGUUUAUCCUUCUGGUACAGAGAGUUUGAAUUUUAAAAAAGACUAAAACAAAGCAAUGUUUUGUCUCACAGAUUCAAUUAUCAAUUUUAAAUGAAAGCAGUAAAGACUUAAAAUAUUUCAUGUCAAACAAAGUCUUGUUUCAGGUUGGCUGAAAUACUUUGUUUAAUCAGAAUGUGAAAAAUAACUUGGCUCCAAUUUUCAGCUUGUGUAUGUGAAGGGGAACAGCUUGUAUUUGCUACAAGGUCCUCUCUAUUUAAAAUUUUUAUAGUGUCAUAUUGUAAUGUUUUUGGUGUUUUUUUUUUUGCUUUUUACACUAAACAUUUAAAGUCUAUGCAGACCAAUAAAGUCUUCUAGGAAAUCACUUCUGUGUCAUAGGGCUACUCUAGGCCUACUGUAGCUGCAUGGUUUCCUUAUUUAUUGCUUUUUCCAAAUGUGUUUGCUAUAAUAUGUAUAGCACUGUUUUGUAUUUGAAAUGUCUAAUCACGUAAUCACUUUUUUUAUAUUUGUCAGAGAAGGGUGUAAUAGCAGGAGUGUUCUGUGAAGGAUGCCCUUGUGACUGCUUUUUCUGCUUACGUAUCAGUGAGUGGAGUAUGCAGGGUCAUCUCUAGUAAGUGCAAACAUUUGACAUAGAAGAUACGUUGAUUUAUGUUCUGUUUUAGCUUACAUCACUUGACUGAAACUUUGACUAGCUAGAUUGCUCAUACACUGAGCAUUAAGGGAUUUUAAGUCUAAUUUUGCUCUGCUGUUGUUGAUCUCUCUUCUCAGCAGUACUUUUGUGUGCAUGCAUAUCAGCAGUAUGUGCUGCAAGUGCACUGUGAGACCAGUCGCAGGCUGGGAGUGGGGUCACGAGACAGCCGUCUUCUGUCAUCAGGUAAAGCUAUGAGGCUUACUGCUGGAAAGCAUGGGCACUACCCGCUCUAUUCUGAGGGACGUGGAUUGGGAUGAGCGACAUAUUCAGACCCAUGUAGCCUGAACAGAAGCAGUAGGUUGGCUUAUAAUAGAUAACAAGACUACAUCCAGAAAUAACACUAAUUGACAAUAUCUUUAGCAGGCUCCAUGAAAGGACCAAUGACAUAAUAGACUGUGGACAAUAUGGUCAGAGGAGUCUUUCCAAAUCUUUUACACAAACUGUACCUUUCUUGCUGGGAGGAGGAGCUUUUAGUCCAGACUAUUGUUCCAACACCCUUCAAAGGCAUGAAAAUGCCUUUUUAUGAAAGGUGAACUGGGUAAAUUAUGUGAUAUUUACUGGAAGUAGAAUUUCAUUUUGCAAACAGCAAAGUUUUUGUAGAGACCCUAAUGGUUCUUUGUCAUCAAGGAGUAAUAAAGUCACCUGUAAACAGAAAGCAUGCUUUUAAAUAGAAGAUUUUUAUCACCUUUUCCCUCUUCUUUUUUUAAAUUAAAAAUCAGUCACCACUGUUUUGCAGAAUACUAAUAAGCCAGAGCUGUCUCAGUUCUCUGAUUUCAAUGAAGCACUAUCUGAGCUUAUCAUAGUUCAUGCCAAUACUUGCAGCCAAAGGAAACUGGAUGGCUGCAGCACAAUGCAGCUGAUUUCAUUUAAUCCCAUCAGUGGAAACGCUGCCUUUGCUUUUUCCAAAGGCAAUUUUGGGAGCUCUCCAUACCCUAAGCAGUCUGAAGAAUGUCAUUUAUACUUGUGUUGGGUAAAUUUUUCCUGCUGGUAGUUUGGUCACAUGACUGUCAUCUGCAGCAAGGAUAAAUAUAUAUAAAAUAAAAGGGAUAAAAUCCUCUUGGUAGAAGCUUAGACUGUUUCCCUCUUUUUCUGAAAGUCAGGUUAUAAAAAAGUAAUUUUGCUAAAUAGAAGCAGAGCUGUAUUGAGUUGCUUAUGUAUAAUAUUUCAAGUCUGUAACUGUGACUCUGUCAUGGAUACCUCCAGAGAGAGUAACUAGAGCUGAGAACUCUGACACAUCGAGGAGAGAGUAUGUAGUGUACAUCAGGACCGAGACUGAUAUAAAAUACCUACCUAACUGUUACCCUUUAGGGAAAUACUUGGACAGCAAAUAUGAUGAAGAUGACAUUUACUUUACUGUACCAUAACAAAGAACAAAUAUGAAAGUAUCAGGAAGUAGAUACAGAGUAGAAAAACUUGUGUUUUAACUGGGCAUACGACUAGCAGUAGAAUAGCUGAGUUCCAGGAUAAAGGAGAGAGAGUUGCUUGGUGUGACCCAAAGUCGUAGACAGACAGAAGGGUGAAAAGGAGCAAACACCUUCUGAAGUUAAUGAAAAUGUCUCUAGAGCUUCCUAAAUUCAAUUCUAUUUGAUAAC
Cygnus atratus (black swan) is the source of this 4637-nucleotide messenger RNA. It is a transcript of the gene IQCE, whose product is annotated as IQ motif containing E. The record is from RefSeq and is a predicted model, not a curated record. Gene Ontology annotation, molecular function: protein binding. Bases 98 to 2194 code for a protein of 698 amino acids. The transcript has 22 exons. Lineage: Eukaryota; Metazoa; Chordata; Aves; Anseriformes; Anatidae.